UAUAUCAGAAUGUAAUAAUGAUUAUGAAUGAAAUAAAAUUGAUUGAUUGAUUGGGUCAACAAUCUCUAAAAACACAUCUCCUCAACGCCAAUCAACGGUAUCUCGGCAGCUCAAAUAAUGCAAACAAUAACUUCAACUAAUAGCCAAAUAGUAGCCGGUUUUCAAUUUUCUAUCCAAUCAAACCGUUAACCAUUGUUAUAACACUAUCAUGAGAUGUAUACAUGUAGUUGGAUUCUCCAGCUGUUUGUUGACCAUUACAGUAAUGCAUUAUUAGUGAGUUUUUAAAUAAUAAACAGACUGUUUAUCACUUUUGUGUUAGAUGUAUUACCGCUAAAAACAGUAAAAUGUUUAUUUCCGCUAUUCCGAGUCCGAGUAUUCCGAUUCCUAGUAUUCCGAGUCCGGGGAGUCCGAGUCCGAGUCCGAGUCCAGGUUUAACAGUAUGCCCAGAAUUUCAACCCUUGAAGAUUAUUGAUGUCAAACAGAGGAUGUCUAAUCCUAUUACACUUGAUGUAAGUGACAGUGGCGACAUUGCUGUGGUUAAUAAUCACGAUUUCAACAAUGAUUUCCGUGUUGUGUUGUUCAAUGCUGAUGGAGAGUAUUUGCGAGACAUUGGUGGUGUAGGAUCAGGAGGUCAGCUGAGUGAUCCAUAUGGAGUCAUCUUCAAUAAGGACAAAGUAGUUAUCACCGAUAAUCCAGGUGAUUGUGGCUGUAUCAAGUUAUUUGACAUCGAUGGUACCUACAAAAGAACUCUUUGCACACUCGCUAGAGGAAUGUUAUUGAAAAGAAUGUGUACAGCCAAUCAAACCAUCGCGUGUUUGUGUUACGACCAGAAUACUAGAGAGACAUUUAUAAAGGUCUUUGAUAAAGACAGUUAUGAUCACCUUCAUGACAUCAAACUGCAUGAUCCUAAUGAUCGUCACAUGCGUCCUUUCUCAUUAGUUUAUGAUAACAAUAAGUACUUUGUGUCGUUUUCGACUCCCAACACUGUUUGUAUUUUUGACGAGAACGGUAGUCUGUUAUACACAUUUGGAAUGAAAGGCAACAAAGAAGGUCAGUUUAACGAUGUACGUGGACUUGCUGUGUUUGGUAAAGAAAUGCUUCUUGUCUGUGAUCUAAAUAACCACCGCAUGCAAGUCUUCAGUCAAGACGGUCAGUUCAUAAGGUCCUUUGGUAGCUAUGGUUCAGGUCUUGGACAAAUGAAAAAUCCUUAUGACGUUGCUGUUACACCAGAUGGUCGAGUAUUUGUGCUUGAGAACCGUAGCAAACGAGUGCAGGUGUGGAAAUGAGAUCUGUUGACUGCCUUCAUAGCGAUGUACCCAUGAAACACAUACUAACUGUUACACACCAAAUAUGUACAAUUGUAGUCACAGAGAACAUGAGUUAUCCUCCGUAGAAGCAGAACGUUUGUUUCUAUCAUAUUUUAGAAGGACCAAAAUCCCAGGUAAAACAUAAGCUAUAAUCCCAUUGAAAGUUUGAGAAUUAUAUUCAUCAUGGGAAAUUGAAAUUUUACUUUCUUAGGAUUUUUCACUCAAAAACCUUGUUCAUUAUACUCCGUAUAGAAAAUUACAAUUCAGAGUAAUUAUGAGACUCAAUGUAAUUUUUAAGUAAAUUUUGAUGUUAGAGAAUAAAAGAAUUUGAGUAAAAAACUGUCUGAACCAUCAAUCACACUACUGACGUC
Exaiptasia diaphana is the source of this 1678-nucleotide messenger RNA. Its product is annotated as E3 ubiquitin-protein ligase TRIM71-like. The record is from RefSeq and is a predicted model, not a curated record. NCBI's taxonomy places the organism in Eukaryota, Metazoa, Cnidaria, Anthozoa, Actiniaria, Aiptasiidae. The transcript has a single exon. Gene Ontology annotation, molecular function: protein binding. Bases 345 to 1286 code for a protein of 313 amino acids.